AUGCACUUCUCAGUUUUGGCACGCAUCGUUUCCGGCGUGGUCAAAUCGGAUAUUGUACAAAUUAAAAAAAUCGGGGAUGGUAAAAUCCUGGUAGAGGUGCGUACGGCAGCGGCCGCUAACAACAUUGUUAACAAUUCUUAUUGGGGAAAGAACAAUCUAAAAGCCUUCAUUCCUUCGUUUCGCGUGCUGCGAACCGGGAUCAUAAAGGAUAUUGACCAGUCUCUCGACAUUGACUGCAUCAAGGAAAACCUAACCUCUCGGGUGCGGGUUAUCAGCAUUCAACGUCUUAAUAGAAGACUGCAUAUUAAUGGGAAGGUUCAAUACGCGCCAUCCAGAACGCUGUGUGUCAAGUUUGCAGGCCAAUGUCUUCCAUCCGAAAUAAUCUUAUUUAAUGCUCGAUAUCGAGUCGACCCGUAUAUUCCUAAGGCAAGGAUCUGUUUUUCGUGUUAUCGAAUUGGACAUAUCAGGAAAGAAUGCAAGAGCAAACCCAGAUGCGUAUUCUGUGGGAUGGAUCCACACAAUGAUGAAGUUUGCCCGCAAAAAGAUAAUGAGCCACAAUGUAUCAACUGUAAAGGUAAGCACCUGGCAACCUCACACCUUUGUCCUACCAUGAUUAAACAUAAAGAUAUCAUUAAACUUGCGUCCAGCAAAAACAUUCCUUUAAUUGAUGCUAAGAAAUUCAUCGCUGAUCCCCAUGC
This is a messenger RNA of Wasmannia auropunctata (little fire ant), 698 nucleotides long. RefSeq lists its product as uncharacterized. The record is from RefSeq and is a predicted model, not a curated record. Lineage: Eukaryota; Metazoa; Arthropoda; Insecta; Hymenoptera; Formicidae. Gene Ontology annotation, molecular function: zinc ion binding; nucleic acid binding. The annotation marks the transcript as partial. The transcript has a single exon.